This is a messenger RNA of Daldinia vernicosa, 1450 nucleotides long. RefSeq lists its product as uncharacterized. Bases 209 to 1162 code for a protein of 317 amino acids. NCBI's taxonomy places the organism in Eukaryota, Fungi, Ascomycota, Sordariomycetes, Xylariales, Hypoxylaceae. The transcript has a single exon. The record is from RefSeq and is a predicted model, not a curated record.
UUAUUAGACUCAAAACUCGCCAAGCAAUGCUAACUACAUUGUUUGCCUCGAAUUAUAAGACGCUUAGAAUACGGACACUGGGAGCAAACGUGUAUCUCAACCACUAGUAUCGCAGCUAUCGACAUAGUAGAAGGGAAGCUCCUCGCGACUAAGCACCGAGCAAAGCCAGCACUCACUCACCUAUCUCACAACCCCCCAACCCGCCGCAAUGGCACCCGCAUUCUCAUCCACCCCCCCACCACGCUCCCGCUUCCGCCUCGAAUUCCGCAUCAUAAGCGACGGCCAGGACACCGCGCGCGCCCAAGCCCUCACCCACGCCGGGCACCACAGCACAUUCCCCAAGUUCCCCCUGCUGCCGCCCGAGCUACGCCUCAAGGUCUGGGAGUACCUAUUAGCGCCGCGCAUCGUAGCAGUAGCCUGCAUCGACGACGCCUCCUCGCCGUCCGACGAGGACAACAACGAGCCCCCGUCUCCGUGGCCCUCGUUCCCCGACCUGCAGGUCCCGCCUCCGCGCGCCGUGCCAGCGCUCCUGCUCGUCAACCACGAGACGCGGGCGCUGGCGCUGUCGCGCUACGAGCCCGCCUUCGCGUGGAAAGUCCCGUACGUCUUCGUCGUGAACUCCCCGUCGCAUGCGACCGCAGGCGCAGCGGCGUGGUCGCGGCCGCGCGUCUGGUUCGACUACGAGCGGGACGCGCUGUACUUGGUCGGGGAGCUGGAGCCGUGCGAUAGCUACGGGUUCAACAGCGCGAUGGCGUAUUUCCUGCGGCGCGAAGAGGCGCGGCGCGUGCGACGGCUGGUCGUUGCGUUCGGCGCGCUGGGGUUCGGGGAAGCUGGGUGGCAGCACAUUUUCGGGGCGCUGUUCCAUGUUGUGGAUCGGUUCUCGAGGAUAGAUGGGGGGAGGGUGUUGGUUGCUGUUGUGCCGAGGGACGAGUUUACGCAUUUGCUGAUAGGAGGGGAAGAGCCGUUGGUGCGUCCGGAGGCGGAGGUAGGGGGUAGCUCUAAGAAUAGGCCGGGGGAUGAGGGGAAUAUUGUGCAGAGAAUUUGGAGUGAUUGGUAUAGAGGCACGUCGGCGCUGGCGAAUGCGCGGUUCGAGCUGGUCCGGGAGGCGGAUCUGCCAGAGUAUAUCGCGAAGCCGACCAGGUCUGUUAUGACUAGACCGUAGUAGUAUCCUUAUUGGACAACAUUGAAUAUUCAUAGAACAUGGCCAUAUGAUACAAUACGACUACAUAAUUUAUAUACAUAUACACUGCCCUCUUAGGUUGAGUGGUGACUGGCUAUUACCAGAACGACACGUAUGGUACAUAAUUACAUUAUACAAUCCCUCCAAACUGCGUAGUUUUGAUCGUCGAACUAGAAUCUAUGGCCGUUUCCACUUUACCGUUCGUCUUUUUCUCGUUUGCUCAUAACUCUGCAUAGUGCGGGGGCACCUUCAUCUGCGCGGCCUUUGAUG